Centropristis striata (black sea bass) is the source of this 2849-nucleotide messenger RNA. It is a transcript of the gene hsd3b7, whose product is annotated as hydroxy-delta-5-steroid dehydrogenase, 3 beta- and steroid delta-isomerase. The record is from RefSeq and is a predicted model, not a curated record. Gene Ontology annotation, molecular function: 3-beta-hydroxy-Delta5-steroid dehydrogenase (NAD+) activity. NCBI's taxonomy places the organism in Eukaryota, Metazoa, Chordata, Actinopteri, Perciformes, Serranidae. The coding region runs from base 274 to 1374 and encodes 366 amino acids. Gene Ontology annotation, biological process: steroid biosynthetic process. The transcript has 6 exons.
AAUACUCGUAACUUUUAAAUGAAAACAAACAUUGCUCUUUACCCUACCUUCCACCGCUGGCUGCUGGCAAGGUUUGUGCAGAAGUGCGUCUGUUAUCCUGUUCUGCGUAAAGGCUUGGCAAUAAAGUUCUACAGGGAGAAAAAAAGACAAAGAAAAAAAGAGAAACGGAGCUCUCCUCUUAUAAAGCCAGCUUGGCUACACACAGCUCAGUUCUCUCCAUAGACACAAGCGGCAACUUUCGUCAGCGAAGAGCUGUCAGUGUAGAUUCUCAACAUGUCUGAAGACCAGCGGGGGCUCGUUUAUCUGCUAACCGGGGGCUGCGGCUUCCUUGGCAGACAUAUUCUGCGGAUUCUGCUGGAGAAGGAGGACAAGCUGACGGAGAUCCGAGUAUUUGACAAGCACGUAGACUCGAGUUUAAAUGGACUCAGCACAGAGCGGACAAAGGUGGUGGUGAUUCAGGGGGACAUCACAGACUACAACAGUGUGCUGGAGGCCUCCCGGGGGGUAGAUGUCGUUACUCAUGCAGCCAGCUUGGUGGACGUUUGGCACAAAAUACCAGAGAGCCUCAUCAUGUCUGUGAACGUCACAGGAACGGAGAACGUGAUCAAAGCCUGUGUGGAGUGUGGCAUCCAGUGCCUGGUCUACACCAGCAGCAUGGAAGUGAUCGGCCCCAACAUGAAUGGAGACCCGUUUUACAGGGGAAACGAAGACACACCUUACACAGUGAAACACACGAUGGCCUAUCCGAAGAGCAAAACAAAGGCAGAGAAAAUCGUGCUUGAAGCUAACGGCACCAAGGUGAAUGGUGGAAAGUGUUUAUACACAUGUUCCCUGAGGCCGACAGGGAUCUACGGCGAGGGGCACGAGCUAAUAAGGGAUUUUUAUAAGGAGGCUGUAAAAAGAGGAGGUUAUGUCAUUGGAGGUGUCCCAGACAAAAUUGAACAUGGACGAGUCUAUGCAGGCAACGUGGCCUGGAUGCAUGUGCUUGCAGCUCGCGCCCUGAGAGAGCGCCCGCACACAGUUGGAGGCGAAGCUUUCUUCUGCUACGAUGACUCGCCCUACAAGAGCUACGAGUCAUUCAACAUGCAGUUCUUGUCCACAUUCAACUUCCGAAGGGUUCGCAUUCCCUACCUGAUGCUCUGGUUCUUAGCCAUGUUUAAUGACAUACUCCGCUGGAUACUGAGCCCCGUGUACAACUUCACACCCUUACUGAACAGUUACACCUUCACUGUAGUUAAUACCACCUUCACUGUCGGCACAGACAAAGCCCAACGCCACUUCCAGUACCGCCCUCUGUACGACUGGGACCAAUGUCGGGCCCGCACACAGAAGUUUGUCGACACGUUCCCUCUGGAUAUGACCAAAGGCUCCUAACAUGACCACAACUACCGCAUCAUGCAUCACAAGCUGCUAUGUAGACGUGCAGAACUCCAGAUGCAAAGGAAUUAGUUUAAUUAAUUCAUUUUAUUUUAUUUAAUUGCUUUGCGUAAGCUUACAGUAGAUGCCCACUGAGUCUGGCGAAGACGGCAGACGAUGUGGUGGUCCAGUCAACUGGCUGGGCCACACAGAAACAAUGCAGGCAGGAGUUGUCCACUGAAAUCAGAAUUCCUAACUUUACAGAUGUUUGUGAGGGGGUUGAAGUUUGAUGCAGUGGCUGAAUAGUGUAUUUAAUGUCAGCUAUUAAAAGUGAAAGUUUUGAAAUGGACAACGAAAGAUGGCCGCACAAAAUGUUCCUGAGGGCCACCAUUAGUGUGUUUGAUGCAAACACAGACCAUUAAAUGCAGCACAACCCUCCCAUCAUGCACCAUGCGACUGUUUUUCCUGCCCUCCAAAGGAAAUAAAGAGACAUUAUUAUCUGUAUUUGUUCCACCAAUAAAAUGAUCUGUAUCUGUAUUCAGAUAGCAGACCAGAAAUGGGUGUGGACUGGAAGCCACAUGAAAUCAGGCAUUUUCUAACUCAAAAGCAUCAAAUUGAUUUACAUAUAAUUAUUAUUGACUAUAGAUAUACUCCCUCAUACUGUACCAUUCUUUGUCUUGUUUUUUUGUUUUUAAUAUUUAAACAUAACAUAAUUUAAGCUUUGCUGAAUAACUUCUGAUCCAGUUCGAAGUUGAAACGCCUCCCGUUGCUAGACCUGGUGGAAAUUACCGUUGGUGCACAGUUAUAAAGGAAACAUAUUGAAAUCAUGUGAUGUGAAAUUAUUAAUCUUUACUUAGAGAAAUAACUUGAUGAGUCUUGAUUGUCCUGACGUAAAUAUAGAAGUUUAUUACAGCAGAAUAUCUUGGUAAAGCAUACAUAGACACAGUCAGAAAUGUGUUUGUAACCGUUCGUGUUGUACCAUUACACUUUGGACAGCUACAAGGUCUUCAUCUUAUCUUAAUAUUAUCUCAUAUUGCAUGCCAAGGGUGAAGGACUCUGAGGCCUCUCAGAGUACAAAACCAUGACCGUAGAUAAUGCACAACUCAUUUGUGAUUUCCUUCACAUACUUUCAUGUCGUAUAAUGUUUCUACCACAAAACAUGUUCAUUCAGAUGAAGCAUAUAUAUUAAUAGACCUGAUGAUCAAUGAACUUUUAUUGAAUGUCAUCAUCAUAUUCUGUGAAUUGUUUAGCUGGUAAAGUCACCAUUGGGUUGUCAAGAAUAAGCUGCAGUAGUAAUUAUGUAAAUAAUGACAAAUGUAAAUGCAAUUUACAAGCAUUUACUGGACUAUAUAUGGAAUUUAUACCUAUAUUUCAGUUAUAUAUAUAUAUAUAAUUAAAAGCAUUUUUUACAUUGCAUAAUUUAAAGAAAAUUUGUAAUUACAUUGUUGAUUAAAUAUAUCAUGCUUAGUUUUUUGUCAUUUUUAAUAAAGAUU